Drosophila elegans is the source of this 1728-nucleotide messenger RNA. RefSeq lists its product as uncharacterized. The record is from RefSeq and is a predicted model, not a curated record. The coding region runs from base 1 to 1122 and encodes 373 amino acids. Lineage: Eukaryota; Metazoa; Arthropoda; Insecta; Diptera; Drosophilidae. The transcript has 5 exons.
AUGCAACAACCCCAACGUUAUAUACCGUCUGUAUCUGAUCUAUAUGGCACGGACGAGAUAGAACUGCUGCUGGACGAGAUUCGGGAGCUGGAGAUCGAGCCGACCUGCUGUCAACUGGACGAUGAGCAGGACUUUGAGAUAGCUGGCAGCAGGGCCGGCGAGCUCUCCCACUCGCACUCGCACUCGCUGUCCUUGGAAUCCCCCCUCGGAACCUGCACCUCCUGGGACUCCCAUGCCAACUACAAGCAGAGGGGUGGCCACACCCCCUUGCCAUGGGGCGUCGCCCUCCACUGUGAUCCGCAACACUUGAAAUCGCCUACAGGGAUUGUGCGCAUACUAUUGGUGUUAUCCUCGGCCGCCUGUCUAGCCUGCGAAUGUUCCGCGGGCACUGUACAGGUGGGCCUCUUUCUACUGCCACUCAUCGGGCGCCUGAGGCUGAUGGUCUUCUGUGCGCUGUUUUCGCUACUCAUCACAUGUCUCAUGCUCUUUCUGGAUAUAUCGCAUAUAGCUCUCAUGUUUCCAUUUAACUGGACUAAAGUGAAUACGUGGAUGUACCUGAGUAUUGGUUUGAUAUUUAUUUUGAGCUCCACGCUACUUGUUCACAUGGUGCUCUGUGCCACUGAAUACACAUGGGUAUCCAAGCAUUCCAAGGACACGCUGCUGGCCACUGGCAUAAUUGGCUAUUUUUGCGGCCUGGAGGCAUUUCUUCUUUCGGGCAUCGCAUCCUGGCCAUGGACUCAGUACCGUCAGGUGCCCGACGAUGCCAGCGAAUUGUUUAUCGAGGAUCGCGAGAUGACGCCGAUGAGUCCCAUUAAUUGUAGCACCGAUCUGCAGGCGACGCCAUAUCAUCACAAUGGCAAUGCCACCUCAUCGGAUCUAUAUAACCAACAACAACAAUCGUCCUAUAAUCAAAAGCCUUAUAUACCUGCCAAACGACCCAAUGAGCUCAACAAUCAGCGUCCAGCAUUGGGUCACACUCAAACCGCACGGUCGAAACCCAAUCAGCGCUACAGAGAGGGCUACCACUAUCACACAUCCCGCCAGAGUCCCACUUUCGUGCUGGGCGAUGAUCAGGGUGCCGGUCCAUCCACGUCCCGUUCCAAUGAUAAUUCUAGUGCGUGAUAGUUUUUAAUUCCUCUGCCAGAAGAACCGCGAAGAGUGAUCCAGCAGACCGGGGAAAAGGAAUAAUUACAGAGAUCUCUCAGCUAUUAAAUUGGAGAAUUGGAUUAAUUGAAGCAUUUUGGUCAAGAUGUAAGAUGUGAACAAAGACAAAAAACCAAAAAAAACAAAAUUGUUAAUUAGUUUAAAAACCACAAGCAAAACUCGUCGGGAUUAGAAGUUGAUACACCAACAGAGAAAAUAUUUAAGCAGCCGAGCAAAGCAAACAAUAAUAAAUUUAAUAUAUUGUGUGUGUAUGUGUACUACAAGUCGAGAGAGAAAUUUAAAGAAUUUAAACGACAAGAAAUUUGAAACGAAGAUCAACCAGAUCAACGCCCAUUUGAUUAGUUAUACGAGAACACCAAACAUUUGAAAUUGGUCAAUGUUGAGCUAUAACUAUAAAAAAAAGGAACAUUUAAUUGGUAAUAAUAUGGUAUCAAGGUAACGCGAAAAUUGCAAGCAAAAUUGAUGAUUAGAAAUGAGCAUGGAAAUGGAAAUCAACUUGUUAUAAACGUAGUUUUGCUUAUUUUUUAAUAAAAACAAAUAAUUCAAGAAAAACCAAACAAAAUG